AUGAGUUCCAAGUUUGCGAAUCGCAGGAAACCGCGCAAGGUUGGUGGGGAUGAUGAGGGGGGCGAAGAAGAGCAAGAUAACGGACCUGUUGUCAAGCGACCGACCAACACCAAGACAAAACAAAAGUCGAAAUUACGUCUCUCGUUCGGCCCCGGUGGAACCUCAAUGACCGAUGACGAUGGCGCACAGGAAAGUGAAGUGGUGAUGCCUAAACGACACGGCUUGGGAAGAAUGGCUAUAGAAAAAAGUGCUGCGCAGCGGUCUUCAACACCAUCUGGAAUCGCCAGUCCUCUUCCGAUGCGGGUUGGUCCGGAACAGGAUCGACCAAGUUACAGCAGUGAGCACCUCAACGAGCUCCGACAUUCGACACCAUCGACGCCUAAACCCCCUGCCGAUGAUGGGAAAGAGAGAACGAUAGAUGUCGCUGCGAAAUUUGGCGAAGUGAUGCAAGUGUCGGCGCCGUCCGCGAUUCCCAGCGAAGCAGAAAUCAGAGAGAAGAAAUCUAGGAGAGCGCGCUUGGCAAAAGAGCAGGAAUACGGCGGAACGGAGAAGGACUUCAUUUCGCUCGACGAUAACGUAUCCGACGAAGACUGGGACCCCAAUAAUAAGCCGGAAGAUUCCAAGGACACGCGUCUGCUGCGGGACGAUGAGGAUUUCGCGGAGGGUUUCGACGAGUUCGUUGAAGAUGGCCGUAUAUCUCUUGGAAAGAGGGCCGAGCGCGAACACAAGAAGAAGCAGCGCGAACAAAUGCGAGAACUCAUAGAUGACGCCGAAGGGCUGUCUGAUGAGGAUGAUACUGAUCUGGAGGAAAAGGCAGCCUACGAGGCUGCUCAAACAAGAGCCGCCAUGGGACAUGGUGGUAAGGACCAGAUAGAGCGACCAAAGACGCCGCCGAGGAUGACCUCGCUUCCGCAACUUUCACACAGCUUGGAUCGCCUAAGGACGACGCUGGCUGUGAUGAACCAGUCGAAGGUCCAAAUGAUCAAUCGAAUGGAAGAUCUCAGGAAAGAGAAGGCCGACAUAGCCACCCGGGAGGUGGAAAUCCAGGCACUGAUCAAAGAAGCUGGUGACAACUAUGAGAGGCUUAAGCAGGAGGCAGGCGCUGCUCCGGGACCAGAAAACGAUGCGUCAGGUGAGCGAGGACUAGAAACGAUUGGCUCUGCGAUGGAUAUAACACGAGACAACGCUGAAGACGCGACUUCUCGGUACGGAGGCAUCCCGUUCAUCGAAACGCCUAUUGACGAAAAUGAUGGCGACCCACCGCAUCUCUACCGCCAUUCCGACGCGACGCCGAUAGAGUUAUUCUUUGACCUUUUCUUCGUUGCCAACCUAUCCACGUUCACAGCGACCCAUGAAAUUCACAAUGUAGAAGCGCUGGGCGCGUACAUAGGCUUUCUCGCAGUGAUAUGGUUUACCUGGCUCCAGGUGACGCUCUUUGACACUCGAUUCGCCAGGGACACCAUAUUUGAACGGAUAUGCAAGGCCAUUCAACUCGCUGCGAUGGUGGGAUUUGCAUCUGCUGGCACCCGGUUGACUACGCGUGUGCAGGAUGAGAAUGUCUGGGCAUUCCAGUCACUGAGUCUUUUCCUGGGGGGAAGUCGAGCUUUGUUGUCCGUGCAGUACGCUAUGUUCUGGGCCUUCAGGGAACGUACCGAAUUACGAUCCUACAUAAGGAUCGUUUGGGGGGUCCUGUUCGGGCUGGAGACGUUAUUGACAAUGGGGAUAUCCUGUUCCACGCCAGGAAUAGGAUUCCACGAGACUCAUCUAAAUGUGCGGAUGGGACUCCUCACCUUGAUCAUUAUUGGCGAAGGAGUCAUCGCGGUCACUAGGAUUGUCAACAAAACGUCGCUGGGACAGUACUCCCAGCAAAUAUGGGCGCAACUCCAUUACCCUUUCCACGUGGUGCUUAUUCUUCUCCUGGAAGGCUCUCAGAUCCUUGCCCUGACCCUGGACAUUACCCUGAAGCUCACGUACCUCACGGAAACGAUCAUGUUUGCAUGCGAAGAGCCCCGGCCCCCGUCGGACACCGCCAUUGGCCUAUUGCGGAGCACCAUUGAAGACAUGGAGAUCAACUAUAGCCGGGGCGCAAUCGCGCAAGAGAUUGCGAUAGCUGAGAUUCUCGGGGACCUACCGAACCACCCGCUAUGUAUGACCUCGGAGGUCAUCAGCUACUCCGUGACUAAUAAGCUCCUAAACGAUCUGGUAGGCAAUGUGACAGCGGCUCUGUUUACCAGUAUGGGAGUGAUGCCGUCGAAGGGGUCGCGGAUGGACCAAAUGACCAGCGACCAGCUCCUGAGGAUGUACAUGGAGGUGCUGGGGUUUGUCUACAUGUAUUUCUUUGCGGUAGCGUCGCUGGCCAUGUUUCUGUUCGCCGCGUUCGUGUCACUCGCGCAUUCGCGCAGUCGGCCCCGGCGCGAGAUUGGCAUCAGGAUAGGCGUUCGCAUGGCGCUGGGGAUGAUUUUGGCGUGUCUAGUCGGCUUCAUUCGGUAUUUUGCGCUUGCAUAUGCUUUCAUGACGUCCCCUGUCAUCAUGUACGCUUUUACCUUUACCUUACUCAUUGCGCUACUGACAGACCGACUAUUGGAUCAGUACGGAGCCCAGGCACGAGCCCGACGGACGCAGGAAAGCGAAACUCUGGACAAAGCGCCAGGAACGUGA
Messenger RNA from Aspergillus candidus, 2658 nucleotides. RefSeq lists its product as uncharacterized. Gene Ontology annotation, cellular component: U2-type post-mRNA release spliceosomal complex. Gene Ontology annotation, biological process: spliceosomal complex disassembly. Lineage: Eukaryota; Fungi; Ascomycota; Eurotiomycetes; Eurotiales; Aspergillaceae. The record is from RefSeq and is a predicted model, not a curated record. The transcript has 8 exons. Bases 1 to 2658 code for a protein of 885 amino acids.